CCGCGCCUGCAGCGCCCUCUCCAUCCUCUCCGUCCGGAGGCCGCUCCCUGUGACGAAUCUGCCGGUGCACCAAGCCGAGCAGCACCGAAAGUGCGGCCGCGGGUUGAAGGGAGGCUGGGUUUACUGGGCGGUCUCCAUGGCGGCGGCGGGCGGCGGUACCGGGGCCCUCAACAAGGAGGAGAAAUACGACCGGCAGCUGCGGCUGUGGGGCGAUCAUGGACAGGAGGCUCUGGAAGCUGCUCGUGUGUGUCUGAUUAAUGCCAGUGCCACCGGUACUGAAAUCCUGAAGAAUCUGGUGCUUCCAGGAAUUGGAUCGUUUACAAUUGUGGAUGGCAGAGCUGUUGCCGGGGAAGAUGUUGGCAACAACUUUUUCCUAACAAAAAACAGCAUUGGAAAGAGCCGAGCACAAGCAGCCACGGAAUUACUGCAGGAGCUGAACAGUGAUGUCAGUGGAAACUUCGUGGAGGAGAGCGUGGAGCAGUUGCUGGAAAAUGAUCCCACGUUCUUUCUCGGAUUCAGCGUGGUCAUUGCCACUCAACUCGCAGAGAAUUCACUGCUGCACCUGUCGACUGUGCUGUGGGCUGCUGAUGUUCCACUGCUGGUGUGUAGAACGUAUGGUUUGGUUGGCUACAUGAGGCUGGCUGUAAAGGAGCACCCGGUUGUGGAAUCGCACCCAGACAAUGCGCUGGAAGAUCUGAGACUGGACAAGCCUUUCCCACACCUGAGGACUCAUGUUCAUGAGUAUGACCUGAAUAGUAUGGACAAAAAGGAUCAUAGUCACACACCGUGGAUCAUUGUGGUAGCCAAAUACCUGGAGAGGUGGUGUGAAGAGCACAACAAUCAGUUGCCAAAAACCUACAAAGAAAAGGAAGCAUUUCGAGAGUUAAUACGACAAGGAUUGUUGAAGAAUGAUGAUGGAACACCAGAAGAUGAAGAGAAUUUUGAUGAAGCCAUCAAAAACGUCAACACAGCAUUGAAUCCCACCAAGGUCCCAAGCAACGUAGAAGAACUGUUCAAGGAUCAACGAUGCACUAACGUCAACACACAGAGUUCUCCGUUUUGGAUCUUAAUGCGAGCAGUCCAACAGUUUGUAGAGAAGGAGGGCCUGGGCAAUCUCCCAGUGCGUGGCACUAUCCCAGACAUGAUAGCGGACUCCAGCAGAUUUAUUAGGCUGCAGAAUGUAUACCGUGAGAAAGCAAAGGAAGAUGCCUCUAUUAUAAGUGACUACGUGACUGAAAUAUUGGGAUCGAUCGGUAGGCCUCUCGAGACCAUCUCUGAAAAAGACAUUUGGCUUUUCUGCAGGAAUGCUGCUUUUCUACGACUUGUACGGUGCCGGUCACUGGCAGAGGAGUUCAAUGCAGAGAGCACCAACAAGGAUCAAAUAGCUUCAUGUAUGGAGAAUCUUGACAGUGAAAUGGUGUUGUACAUCAUGCUACGAGCUGUUGAGUACUUUCAUAGGCAACAUGGUCGAUACCCAGGGGUUUAUAAUAACCAGGUUGAAGAGGAUAUCGGGAAGCUGAAAUCGUGUGUGAUCAGCCUGCUGCAGGAAUGGGGUGUUUCGGUAUCCGUGAAGGACGACUAUAUCCACGAAUUUUGUCGCUAUGGUGCUUCAGAACCACACGCUGUUGCUUCAUUUCUGGGAGGAACUGCUGCUCAAGAGGCCAUCAAGAUCAUCACAAAGCAGUUUGUACCUUUCAAUAACACCUUUAUUUACAACGCAAUGUUACAGACAUCAAUGACUGUGCAACUGUAGGGCCAAUAGCUGGUAGUGUAUGUGAACACGACAACAGCAAGCCCUGCACCUCCGGGAUAUUUUAUCAAGCGCUCUAUGUAACAUAAAAUUCAAUUAAGUUAAUAAAAUAUGUUUGUUGAAAAGUG
Amblyraja radiata (thorny skate) is the source of this 1878-nucleotide messenger RNA. RefSeq names its product nedd8 activating enzyme E1 subunit 1 (gene nae1). Gene Ontology annotation, cellular component: cytoplasm. NCBI's taxonomy places the organism in Eukaryota, Metazoa, Chordata, Chondrichthyes, Rajiformes, Rajidae. The transcript is spliced from 21 exons. The record is from RefSeq and is a predicted model, not a curated record. Bases 137 to 1753 code for a protein of 538 amino acids. Gene Ontology annotation, biological process: protein neddylation. Gene Ontology annotation, molecular function: NEDD8 activating enzyme activity.